Molecule: messenger RNA, 1013 nt
Organism: Castor canadensis (American beaver)
Lineage: Eukaryota; Metazoa; Chordata; Mammalia; Rodentia; Castoridae
Source: RefSeq, a predicted model, not a curated record
AUGAUGUCAUUGAGAAUGAUUCCUGUGGGUUCUGCCAGGUUCCAAAGUGUGUCUGUUGAGAGGCUUACUCAGCAGCAACCUCAUAACAUCCUGCAGAGGCGCCUCAUGGAAACCAACCUGUCUAAGCUCCGAAGCACUCGUGUCCCAUGGGCCUCCAAGACCAACAAACUCAAUCAGUCUAAGUCUGAGGGGCUAAAGAAGUAUGAGGAUGAUGACAUGAUCUUGGUUUCUUGCCAGUGUGCUGGAAAGGAUGUGAAAGCCUUGGUUGACACAGGUUGUCAAUAUAAUCUCAUCUCUUCAUCCUGUGUAGACAGAUUGGGACUUAAGGAGUUUGUCAGGUCUCACAAGCAUGAAGCAGAAAAGCUUUCUCUACCACGGCAUCUCAAAGUAGUGGGCCAGAUUGACCACCUGAUGAUGACAGUAGGUUCCAUCCGUCUGGACUGCCCAGCAGCUGUGGUUGAGGAUAAUGAGAAAAACUUGUCUCUUGGUCUCCAGACUCUCCGUUCCCUGAAGUGUAUCAUAAACUUGGAUAAGCAUCGGCUGAUUAUAGGAAAGACAGACAAGGAAGAAAUCCCUUUUGUGGAGACAGUUUCUUUGAAUGAAGACAACACUUCAGAAGCAUAACUACAGCCAGCAGUGUGUUUGCACGUGUGCACACAUACCAGGUUGACUGAGAAAACUGAGUUUGAACCAAAUGCAGUAGCAACUUACUGUGGACCAAGUCCUUCCCUCCAAUAGAUGCUCCAGGGGCUCCUUCCUACUGAAACCUUUCUAGACUAAAGUCUAUGCUUUAGAGAUCUUGUCUGGUUACAGCCAUUGUUUUUUACUCCUUUGAUCACUUAAUUUAUAGACUUUUUGACACUGCCGGGUCUCACUUGUGGCCUAUUUCUCUGCUUCUUCCAAAAAUUUUCUUUUAUUAGUCAAGUGUAGGGGCUGCCAGUUUCUAUUUCUUCAUAGAUAAACUUGCUUCCUUUCUGAUAGCUAAAUGUAUAAUAAAACAGGUACCUGACUUU